GUAUCAAACAGUCCGCCCAAUAUUUGGAGUCAAGUAUCCUGAGCGCAUUUACGGGACGGACGGGUGAGCUGCUUUACGCAACAACUGGUGUUGCUUCUGUAGGUCGGUUUAUGAGCUUUCCAGAGAUUUACUUUAUUGUCUUUUCCAGCGAUCCCUUCCUGACAGUAAAGCGCGUUUGGACACGGUGAAAUCUGAAAUGCGCGGUCGGUUUGCGUCAGCGCUUGUGCUGGUGUUGCUGUGGUGUUGCGGCAGCGCGCCGGGUGAACGGGGACAGAAGGUGUCCAGGAGAACACCGAGGACUCGCUCCUGUCUGGACUUACCGGAGGAGAUUUUGGAGCAGAUGUUCGGGAGGCUCUCGGUCGGGGUUCUCAGCGCGUUUCAUCACACCCUGCAGCUCGCGCCUCCAGAGCGACAGAAUCUGACCUGUCAAUCAGCGUCUCGCCUAGCGCGCGACAAACCGCGCACCCCUGUCAACUUCCUCAGCCUCUCGCCCUGGGCGUACAGAAUCUCCCAUGAUCCAGCGAGGUACCCUCGAUAUCUCCCGGAGGCGUAUUGUUUGUGUAAGGGAUGCCUGAGCGGGCCGAACGGGGAGGAAAGUGAGCGCCUCCGCAGCACUCCGGUGUUCAUGCCGACCGUAAUACUGCGCCGGACCGGCUCGUGCGUCGGGGGACGUCGUUCCUACACGGAGAGCUACGUGUCCAUCGCCGUGGGUUGUACUUGUGUGCCAUUGUUGGAGAAAGACAGAAAAACACAUAAGGGAAAGCCAAGCGUGAAAAGAGUAUCGUUUACAAAUUCCACUACCUUUAGAAAGAAUGGACUGAACUGAUCCAUUUUAGAUUUUUUCUCUGUCAGUUUUCUUAUUUCCUUGAUCUUUUCUUCUAGUUGGUGAAAGGAAAAACUUGACAGAACUUGCUCUCGCAGCUGCAGAUUCUAGUCUGCAGGGCCAAGCU
This is a messenger RNA of Carassius carassius (crucian carp), 950 nucleotides long. RefSeq names its product interleukin-17D-like. NCBI's taxonomy places the organism in Eukaryota, Metazoa, Chordata, Actinopteri, Cypriniformes, Cyprinidae. Bases 197 to 826 code for a protein of 209 amino acids. Gene Ontology annotation, biological process: inflammatory response. The record is from RefSeq and is a predicted model, not a curated record. Gene Ontology annotation, cellular component: extracellular region. Gene Ontology annotation, molecular function: cytokine activity. The transcript has 2 exons.